Molecule: messenger RNA, 465 nt
Organism: Protopolystoma xenopodis
Lineage: Eukaryota; Metazoa; Platyhelminthes; Monogenea; Polystomatidea; Polystomatidae
Source: the annotation of a GenBank genome assembly
AUUUUCACCCAUCGUAGCUCAUCGCCUUCAUUCUCAUUCACCUCGCUCUUACCAGUGCAUAGGCUCAUUCUACUCGGGGGUGUCAAUGGCCUUCUCCAUACAUUGGUUGAUCGAUUUGGUAUUCUUCCCGAUCUUCGCAUCUUCAACCACCUUUUGCUACUACUUCCUCUUCAUUGGACGGACUUGCAAACAAACCCAGACAAACCUGGAAGCAAAGCCAACGAGGUCCAUGAUGACGCUUUUCAUGGGCCUUUGCCUUCAUCUGAUUCAUUUAAAAUGGUCGACUUUGAAUCCUGGGAAGCUGUCUUCCUCCAUAUUGUGAGUCGAGUCUGGCGUCUACGGCCGGAUAUACACAUGUAUAAUCUGCUAAUCCUCCGGCGAAUACGGCUUAACGAAAACGCAGUAGACCUGUUGGAGGAGGCUCUUAAACUGGGAAUUCUCCCCAAUCAGGAGUUCUUUUUCUAA